Messenger RNA from Dicentrarchus labrax (European seabass), 1971 nucleotides. RefSeq names its product eukaryotic translation initiation factor 1A X-linked b (gene eif1axb). The record is from RefSeq and is a predicted model, not a curated record. The coding region runs from base 154 to 588 and encodes 144 amino acids. Gene Ontology annotation, cellular component: cytoplasm. Gene Ontology annotation, biological process: translational initiation. NCBI's taxonomy places the organism in Eukaryota, Metazoa, Chordata, Actinopteri, Moronidae. The transcript is spliced from 7 exons. Gene Ontology annotation, molecular function: translation initiation factor activity; RNA binding.
UGAACGUCUCCCCGGGCGCAUGCGCACACCGGCGGAUAGGCUGAUCAGUGAGUAGCUACCGUUAGCUCCAGUGGCCGCUGCUGAUUGUCGCUGUUACUGUUUCACCGUGAGUUCGUUGCUACAGGAACUAACGCGACCGAGGCGUGAAAGAAUAUGCCCAAAAAUAAAGGAAAAGGAGGAAAGAACCGGCGACGUGGAAAGAACGAGAAUGAGUCCGAGAAGAGAGAGCUGGUGUUCAAAGAGGAUGGACAGGAAUACGCUCAGGUGAUUAAAAUGUUGGGGAACGGACGUCUGGAGGCCAUGUGCUUUGAUGGAACCAAGCGGCUUUGCCACAUCAGAGGAAAGCUCCGGAAAAAGGUUUGGAUUAACACGUCAGACAUCAUCCUGGUCGGGCUGAGAGAUUACCAGGACAACAAAGCCGACGUCAUCCUCAAGUAUAACGCAGACGAAGCUCGCAGUUUGAAAGCCUACGGAGAGCUGCCGGAGCACGCCAAAAUCAACGAGACAGACACCUUCGGACCUGGAGACGACGACGAGAUCCAGUUCGAUGACAUUGGAGAUGAUGAUGAGGACAUUGAUGAUAUCUAAAGACCUGCUACUGGAGGGGGAAGGUCGGAUUUUACUAGAGAUGCUCCGAUUGGGAUAUUUUGAGCCGAUACGACGCACCAAUAAUGCUUAUUUUUAUUAAGAUCAGCCUAUGCCAAUCCAAUACAGUUUAUUGAUAACAGUAUGUUUCAGUUUAUUCCAGUUUUUGUUAACCAUCGGUAGACGUCUUUUUUGUUUUUCUGAGAACUUUUUUAAAAAGUGCAUUUCACCUUCGUAGGAGAGAAAAAAAUGAACACCAGUACAGUUUAUUGUUAACGCGAAUGAACCUGAAUGAUGCUGCUUUAGUACGACUGUCUCAGUUAUCACUCGUAGCAACCGGAGGGCGACUGACGAUGCUUUCUUUGCCUUCACGCAGUUGGAUUGGAGAAUCAGACUAGGCUGAUCACCAGCAUCAUAUUUAGGGUGAAUAUCUGGACCAUUACUGGAUAUUUACCUUGUUUUUCUUACAUCUCAUUCACUGAAGUUCCCUUUUUUUCUUCCCAUAUUGUCAGAAAAACUCUUAGUAUUUAGAUUCCCGCUGAUAUACAAUGACCGCAAGAUAUCUCUCACCAUCUUUUUACGAUGUAUUUAUAUUGAUUUCACACUAUGUGGGAUGUAGCAACAAGUACAGAAUCUCUGGAUUCGCCAAUAAAAAGAUAAACCAUUAUGUGUUUCUUUUUCCUUUGGCAGUUAUCAUUCUAGCUGUAGACGGUUUAAAGGCUGUUUUAUGAACGAGAGAAGAAAGAUAAUAACACUUGAGUACGGCUCUGUAUCUUUGGUUAACGCCAUAUAUUCCACUGAUGACGUAUUACGAUGAACUAUUUGCUUGCUUUUUGGAUUGAACCGCGGCCCGAAAGGAAGGAUCUCUCUCUCUCUCUGUGUCUCUCUCUCUCUCUCUCCCCCCCUCCCCUAGAAUCAAAAGAAGAAUCUAAAUGUAUUUUUCUAUUGUUUCCCGUAUUUGUGUUUUUAUUUUUUUGUUUCCAUGUUCCUGUUUUGAACUCUUUGGCUGCUCGCUCUGUGGCUCACACACCGUGAAGCUCGGCCCGGUCAGCCGCUCCAUCUCAUUCUAGACCAGCGGUUCCCAAACCUUCUCCACCACCAACUCGGACUCCCACGCCAGUAAAACCUCACAUCAGUGCAGCCUCAGUCUUUGAACCUCUAGAAAAAAAAAUCUAAUAACAGUUACAUACAGUACUUUAUCCCCUCCCCCCCUCUCUGGAAACUCCCCCCCGUGUUCCCUGAGGGGGCCUAGCACCUCAGUUUGGGAACCACUGCUCUAGAUCACAUGGGGCCUGUUGCUGCUGUUGCUGUAACUCUGAAUUAAUAAAAAAAAAAAAUGUACUAUGAUGUUUGAAGGCUGGGUUUACAAUAAAGAUCUUAACUCCA